UUCAAACUCUCAAAACGCGAGAAACAUUUGAUGUGGACGGACGUUUCGUCGCCGUCGUCGUCGUCGCGUGGAGGUUUCAGUUGCUUGAAUUUGAGAAUUGUUAUUGUUUUUAUGAAGGCGUUUAUGCCGCGGUACUGAGAAGGUGCGUUGAAUACAUAGAAAAAAAUUUAGAGUAUCAUUGAAUAAAACACCGUUCUCCAAUUUCAAAUCAAAUCAAUGUAAAUCGCGCGUGUCUUCGACAUGAAGAAAUAGUGCGAAAAAUCUCUUAAGUGACUUGUUUUUGCAUUUUGCAAUUUGCUUUUGUUUCUUUUUGGCGGCGCCGUCGUCGGCUGCUGUGCACGUAAAACAUAAAAACGAUUCUCAUUAAAAUAAUAACAACAACAAUAUUAACAUAUCCAAAGAGUUGUACGUGUGCGUGUGUAUGUGCGCGCGCGGUUGAGUGUGGUAAUUUUUUCGUCGUUAUUACUUCAUAACAGAGCGCAGCGCUGUGUUGCUGCUCUCGCACGGUCUCUCUGCUACUCUCUUUCGCUCAAUAGCUGUGUGUAUAUCGCUCUCAGCAGCAGCCGGCAGCCUCAACCGAGGAGGGUUGCAGCAGCAGCAGCCGCAGUUGCGACCACAACAAAAACUAAAUAGCAAAGCUUUGGCUAACCCUCAUUCGCUCUCAGUUGUGCUCUGUCUCUGUCCGCCCUCUCACUCAACGGCUGAGCCACCAAAAGUCGGACAUUAGCGGAAUUUUAAUCAAGCUGCAGCAGUGAAGCCCACAGAAUGCAGCUGGUGCAGGUGAAACGAGCCGCAGUUGCAGCGGCGGUCUAAUUGAGGCCAGGACCAGGACCACGCUCAAAUGGCGUCAUUUGUAUGCGAAGCAAACUCAACAGCAACAGCAACAACAACAAUUGCGAGAACCACAAAAGCUGAAAACGAAACAAAUUCAACAAAGGAAAUGCAGCGCAGCGGCUAAAGCCAGCCAAAAACAAACAAAAAAAAAAACAGAAACUAACUAAAACAAGCUAAACCAAAUCAACGUAGGGGAAACAAGAGGCAACAAGGGCAAAAAAAGGGCAACAGAAUGAUGAGCGCAGGCGGCACCUACAUAUCGACGGCCAGCGUGGAGGUGCCACAGGCUCUGCAGGAUGGCGAGAAGUUUAUCAAAUGGGACGACGAUUCAGGCAGUGGGACGCCAGUGACAAUGCGCGUGGAUGGAAAGGGCUUCUUCCUGUAUUGGGUUGAUCAAAACAAUGAACUUGACAUUCUAGACAUUGCCACAAUACGUGAUGUGCGCACAGGACAAUAUGCCAAAAAGCCAAAGGACGCCAAGUUGCGCCAGAUUGUGACGAUGGGACCACAGGACACACUCGAAGAGAAGACCGUCACCAUUUGCCAUGGCUCCGAUUUUGUCAACAUGACAUUUGUCAACUUCUGCUGCACACGACGGGACAUUGCCCAGAUCUGGUCGGAUGGCCUCAUCAAAUUGGCCUAUAGUCUGGCUCAGCUGAACGGCUCGGCGAUUAUGUUCCUGCAGAAGGCGCAUACAAAGCUCUGCCUGCAGGUGGACAAAAGCGGACGCAUCCCAGUCAAAAACAUCAUUAAACUUUUUGCGCAAAAUAAAGAGGAUCGGAAACGUGUCGAGAAGGCGCUGGACGUGACCGGCUUGCCAUCGGGCAAGGUCGAUAGCAUAUCGGUGUCGAAAUUUCAAUUUGAGGACUUUUAUAAUUUGUACAAAUAUCUGACGCAGCGCUCCGAAGUGGAGCGCCUAUUCGAUAGCAUCGUGGGAAAUGCGAAGCGUAAAUGCAUGUCCAUAGCGCAGCUGGUCGAGUUCCUCAACAAAACGCAACGCGAUCCGCGCCUCAAUGAGAUUCUCUACCCGUAUGCGAAUCCUGCGCGCGCCAAGGAGCUCAUACAGCAAUACGAGCCCAACAAGUUCAACGCACAAAAGGGCCAACUUAGUUUGGAUGGCUUUUUAAGGUAUCUUAUGGGCGAUGAUAAUCCCAUAAUGGCGCCCAACAAGCUUGAUCUCUGCGAUGAUAUGGAUCAGCCCAUGUCGCAUUAUUUCAUCAACUCCUCGCACAAUACCUACCUAACGGGUCAUCAGCUGACGGGCAAGUCAUCUGUGGAGAUAUACAGGCAAUGCCUGCUCGCUGGCUGCAGAUGCGUUGAGCUGGACUUUUGGAAUGGACGCACCGAGGAGCCGGUCAUUGUGCAUGGCUAUACGUUUGUGCCCGAAAUCUAUGCCAAGGACGUGCUGGAGGCCAUCGCGGAGAGCGCAUUUAAAACAUCCGAAUACCCUGUGAUAUUGAGCUUCGAGAAUCACUGCAAUCCCAGGCAACAGGCAAAGAUUGCGAACUAUUGCCGUGAGAUCUUCGGCGAUAUGCUGUUGGACAAGCCGCUCGACUCGUAUCCGCUGGAGCCCAAUGUGGAUUUGCCGCCGCCGUCGAUGCUGCGGCGCAAGAUCAUAAUCAAGAACAAGAAGAAGCACCAUCACCAUCAUCAUCAUCAUCAUAAGAAGCCGUCGUCGGCAUUGGCACAGGGCACACCAGCUGCCAGCAAUAAACUAACGACGGCCAACUCAGUUGAUGCGGCUGCCAAGGCGGCAGCAGCAGCUGCCAAUGCACAACAAGUGGCUGCCGCGGCGCAGGACGAGGCUGGCGCUGGAGCAGGACGGACAUUGACAGGCGCCGCAAAUGGUGACAUUGUCAGCGGCGCUGGCGGAGGACAUGCGCCGCCAUUGCAACAAAUACGCCAGAGCUCGAAGGAUAGCACCGGCUCCUCGGACUCGGACAGCUCUAGCGACGAUGAAUCCCUGCCCAAUACAACGCCCAGUCUGCCCAGCGGCAAUGAGCCGCCGCCGGAUAAGGCACAAAAGGAGACGGAGGCAGGCGCCGAGAUCUCAGCGCUGGUCAACUACGUGCAGCCCAUACACUUCAGCUCCUUUGAGAAUGCAGAGAAGAAGAAUCGCUGCUAUGAGAUGUCCUCGUUCGAUGAGAAGCAGGCGACAACAUUGCUUAAGGAGCGGCCCAUUGAGUUUGUCAACUACAACAAGCACCAGUUGUCCCGCGUCUAUCCGGCGGGCACACGCUUCGAUAGCUCCAACUUUAUGCCGCAGCUAUUCUGGAACGCUGGCUGCCAGCUGGUGGCGCUGAACUUUCAGACGCUGGACCUGGCCAUGCAGCUGAAUCUGGGCAUCUUCGAGUACAACGCACGCUCCGGCUAUUUGCUAAAGCCGGAGUUCAUGCGGCGUUCCGACCGCCGGCUCGAUCCCUUCGCUGAGAGCACAGUCGAUGGCAUUAUUGCUGGCACCGUUUCCAUCACUGUGCUCUCGGGACAGUUUCUGACGGACAAGCGCGUCAACACCUUUGUCGAGGUGGACAUGUACGGUCUGCCGGCGGACACGGUGCGCAAGAAGUUCCGCACCAAGACGGUGCGCGACAAUGGCAUGAAUCCCUUCUACGACGAGGAUCCGUUCGUGUUCAAGAAGGUGGUGCUGCCGGAGCUGGCCAGCAUACGCCUGGCUGCUUACGAGGAGGGCGGCAAGCUAAUUGGCCACCGAGUGUUGCCCGUGAUUGGGCUCUGUCCGGGCUAUCGUCAUGUUAAUCUGCGCUCCGAGGUGGGUCAGCCCAUUGCGCUGGCCUCGCUAUUCCUGUGCGUCGUUGUCAAGGACUACGUGCCCGAUGAUCUAUCCAAUUUCGCCGAGGCUCUGGCAAAUCCCAUCAAAUACCAGAGCGAGCUAGAGAAGCGCGACAUACAGCUCUCAGUGCUGACUGAUGAGACGGAUGCAGUGGCCAAUGCCGAUGAGGAUUUGUCCAAGUCAUUCGUUUUCGUCCAAGUAGGUGGCCAAAAGAAGGAGCUGCGUCCGGUCGAGUCGCUAGCCACCUCGCCCAAGCAUCGGGCAAGCAUUUCCAUAAUAACCGCCAGCAGCAUGGAGCAGCCGACGGAUCGGCCCGAUGGAGGACGCAACGAUGACAGCGUCUCGAUUGUGACGUCGGGCAUACAGCAUCAGCACUCGUUGGACCAGUCGGUGAGCACAUCCAUCAGGCAGGUAGAGUCCUCACAGUUUGAUGUGGAUCUGGUGAUAGCCGAGCCGCUAGAGAAAAUACUCGAGCACAAGUCGGUGCGCGAGAAGCGGCUGGAGAUGGAGAAGAAGCUGGAGUCGCUGCGCAAGAAGCACGACAAGGAGAAGCUGAAGAUCGCUGGCCAGAAGCUGAGCCCGCUCGACGGGGGCAAGAAGCCCAAGUUUACCAUAACCAACAAGCUGGUGAAGCGUCUCAGCAACAAGAGCCUUAAUUGUCUUUCUCCGUACAGUGAGCCGGGCGUUGAGGUGCCGCCCUGCCCGCUCGAUCUGGGCGACAGCAGCGAGGAGAGCGCCGGCGCCGGUGAGCUGGGCGACGAGGCCGCCUCCAGCAGCCUGGAAGGCACACAGGAGUCGCGCCUGCGCUACGCCUGCCGCGAGUACACCACACAGUAUCGAGAGCUGCAGGAGAAGUACCAUGAGGCCAUCUACUCGGCCGCUGAGAAGGUGCUAAAGAACUCGCAAGCCAGUCAAACCAAACAGCUGAAGGCGUCGCUCGACAAGGUCACCGGCGAGGUGAUGCAUCAGCUGCAGGAGGCGCGACGCAAUGAGGUCAAGAAUCUGGCUACGGUGCACAGAGAUCGCGACGAACUGGUCAGAAUGAAACGUGAGGUGGCCAGCUCUGUGGUGGAACGCGGUGUGGCGGAGCGCGUGCGUCUCAAGCAAACAUUCGACAAGCGCACAGAUGAGCUGCAGAAGCAGCACGAUGCUGUGCGCAAUGCUCUAGCCGAGCAUCGCUUGAAGGCACGUCAAAUACUCGACAAGGACGCUGAAUCUCGCAGCUGUGUCUCGAACAAUGGCUUCCUGGUGCUCUUCCAUGGACCGCAUCAUCAUGGCUGCACGUCAGGCGGAUCGUCGGCAUCGGCAGCUGUUAGCAGCCUCUCAGCUCCGAGCUCUGGCAAUAAUCUCACCUUGAACUUGGAUGGCAGAGGAGCUGUGGGCAGUGCUGCUGCUGGCCUGGCCAUAUCGCCAGCCAAGUCGCACAACAGCAUUACGGCGGAGAUGAAGACGUAAGCUGCACGACGGCGAUCUUCAAAAACAUAAUACAAAUAAAACGAUCGAAAAGUUGUUCUUCAGUUUUCAGUAUUCGCGGCAGUUGUGUUAAAGGAAAACAAAAUGAAGUCUUCGUAGCGCUUAGUUUUAUAGAUCUAAAGAAUAACUACUGUAAACUGUAAACUGUAAACUCUAAACUGUAACUGUAACUGUUAACUGUAACUGAAAGGAAACUCGUUUUCUAACUGAACAAACUAGCUGUAGAACUCUCCUGGCAUGUAUUUCUAUAUAUACCACAGAUAUGUAUGUGUAUGUAGUAUAACUGUAAUAGUCGGUGUAUUUAUUAUGUAUGUGAAUGACUUAUAUGUUUACCUAUAUCUCUAUAUAUAUAUACAUAUAUAGACACUUACAAUAAUUCUCUAUAAUUCUAUCUCUAGACCGAAAUCGUACGGUUUCUUCCUAUUCGAACUACGCUGAAACUCUGAGUGUCUAAAACAUUAAGCAUAUGAACUAUAUAUAAUUUAUUUAACUAAAAGUGAAAAGCAAAAAGCAACAAAAAAGAGGAAAACUCACUUGAGGCAGAGAAAGAGAAAGAGAGAGGAUCACUCUCGCCAUGUGCUCCAUUUCUACUAUU
Molecule: messenger RNA, 5690 nt
Organism: Drosophila hydei
Lineage: Eukaryota; Metazoa; Arthropoda; Insecta; Diptera; Drosophilidae
Gene: Plc21C
Product: 1-phosphatidylinositol 4,5-bisphosphate phosphodiesterase classes I and II
Exons: 17
Coding region: 1067-5077 (1336 amino acids)
Biological process (GO): lipid metabolic process; phosphatidylinositol-mediated signaling
Molecular function (GO): calcium ion binding; phosphatidylinositol-4,5-bisphosphate phospholipase C activity
Source: RefSeq, a predicted model, not a curated record